CUCUAGGGGGCUAGGAGAACUCGAAACAAUACUUAUAAGGAGGGUCUCCUCUUUCCCUUCUUUCUCAUUCGCGCCACUCCUAGCUUCCAUCCUUCGGCUCUAGAUAUAUCAUAUGGCUUGGUCUUCUCACCUCAUGGUUUGGCUCAGCUUGUUGCUGUUCUAUUACGUUCCACUUGGCUUAGGAGCCCCCCAUAAGUGGCCUGUGGGAGGAUCUACAAGGUUCUACGACUUCAAGGUACAAACGAAGAGGAUCUCCAAGCUUUGCAAGACAAAGGACAUCAUCGCCAUCAACGGGAUGUACCCGGGUCCGGUCGUGUAUGCCCAGGAGGACGAUCGGGUGAUCGUCAAGGUCGCCAAUGAGACCCCAUACAACGCCACCAUCCAUUGGCAUGGGGUCCGGCAGAGGCUAACUUGCUGGUCGGAUGGACCAGCCUACCUCACCCAAUGCCCCAUCCAGGCCGGCCAGACGUUCACCUACGAGUUCACCCUGGUCCAGCAGAAGGGCACCCUCUUGUGGCAUGCUCACGUCUCGUGGCUCCGUGGGACAGUCCAUGGUGCCAUUGUGAUAUACCCCAAGACUGGGGUACCCUACCCCUUCCCCGACCCUUACGAAGAGCAUAUACUAAUCUUGGGGGAGUAUUGGUACGAGGACUUGCUGAAGCUGGAAAAGAGGAUUCUUGCGAGUGGUGGAGGUGCUCCGCCGGCGGAUGCAUAUACUAUCAACGGCCACCCAGGGCCACUCUAUAAGUGCUCGGAGAAUGAUGUGUACGAGAUUGCUGUGAUCCCUGGCAAGACAUAUCUUCUGAGGAUAAUAAACGCAGGCCUAAAUAUGGAGUUCUUCUUCUCCAUUGCCAACCACAAGCUCACCAUAGUCGAAGCUGACGGGGAGUAUACAAAGGCCUUCACGGUGGAGCAGCUCAUGAUCACCCCAGGCCAGACCAUCAACGUCCUGGUGGAAGCCAACCAGCCCAUCGCCAAGUAUACCAUGGCGAUAGGCCCUUACAUGUCCGCCCAGAAUGUUCCAUUCCAGAACAUCUCAGCCAUGGCUCACUUCCAGUACUCUGGUGCCAGCCUCACCUCUCUGGCCCUCCCAGCGCCGCUGCCGGUCUUCAACGACAGCCUCGCCGUGAAGAAUGGCAUGGACGGGCUGAAGAGCCUCGACGCCACCAACCUCCCUAUCGAGAUCGACGCCGAUCUCUUCUUCACCAUCGGACUGAACGUGGAGCAAUGCCACUCCCUGACUCCUAACGCGAGCUGCCAAGGACCCAAUGGCGGUGUCUUCGCCGCGUCGAUGAACAACGUCACCUUUGUGAGACCCAGCAUCUCGUUGCUGCAAGCCUACUACAACAGCUUGCAUGGCCAUUAUACGGAUGAUUUCCCUGAGGUGCCAUUGAAGGCCUAUGAUUUCGUCAACGGCGCACCUAACAGCAUUCCAAAUGAUACGCAGUCCUUGAAUGGGACUAGAGUCAGGGUGCUAGAAUAUGGUGCGAGGGUGCAACUCAUCUUGCAGGACACCGGGACUGUGUCGACCGAGAACCACCCCAUCCAUUUGCAUGGAUACAGCUUCUACGUUGUAGGGUACGGCACAGGGAACUACGACCCAACGACCGCAGAGUUCAACCUCGUCGAUCCACCAUACAUGAACACGAUCGGCGUUCCGGUCGGAGGAUGGGCUGCCAUUCGGUUCAUCGCUGACAAUCCCGGUGUGUGGUUCAUGCAUUGCCACCUUGAGAUUCAUACAAGUUGGGGUCUCUCUAUGGCAUUUAUUGUGAAGAAUGGCGAGGGUCCAUUGGAGACCCUUCCACAUCCUCCAGCAGAUUUGCCCAGGUGCUGAGUUGCUGCAAGUGUGGAUUGGAUUGCUGUGUUUGGGGAUACUGUAGAACUUCGUUUUGACUUUCUAUUCUUUUGAAGCUACUUCCUUGUAUUUUUGUGCUCCAAGUGUAAAGAAAAUGGAAUAAAACAAUCCAAACAAAAUCCCCACGUUGUUCA
Molecule: messenger RNA, 1989 nt
Organism: Phoenix dactylifera (date palm)
Lineage: Eukaryota; Viridiplantae; Streptophyta; Magnoliopsida; Arecales; Arecaceae
Product: laccase-6-like
Biological process (GO): lignin catabolic process
Cellular component (GO): apoplast
Molecular function (GO): copper ion binding; hydroquinone:oxygen oxidoreductase activity
Source: RefSeq, a predicted model, not a curated record